GAAAGAAGAUUGGAGAGGUGAGGGUUCGCAGAUCGCCCUCGAGGAGUUUUAUCUCUAGUUCGCACAGUUGCCGACCGACGCCGCCUUUCGUCACCGUUCAACGCCAUGGCCUCACUCUUCGUCUCCGCUCCCCUCAAACCUUCCUUUUUUCCCUCUUCCCCGUCCACUCCAAAGCCCCCUCGAUCUCUCUCUCUCCGCCUCACAUCUCCCUCUCACCUCCCUUUCUCUUUCUCUUGCCGCGGCAGGCCCCGAGCCCUCUCGUCCUCUUCGUCCUUCGAUCUCCAGUUGCCGAUUUCGGCCGCACCGCAGACGCCGGCCUCGGCCACGAGGGGCGCCGAGUCCGACGUCAUGGGCCUGCUGCUGCGCGAGCGGAUUGUCUUCUUGGGGACCAGCAUCGACGAUUUCGUGGCCGACGCCAUCAUUAGCCAGCUCCUCCUCCUUGAUGCCGUGGAUCCAACCAAGGACAUCCGCCUAUUCAUCAACUCCUCCGGUGGCUCCCUAAGUGCUACAAUGGCCAUUUAUGAUGUGGUGCAGCUUGUGAGAGCCGAUGUCUCCACAGUUGCACUUGGCAUUUCAGCAUCUACAGCAUCUAUCAUCCUUGGUGGUGGUACCAAGGGAAAGCGAUUUGCAAUGCCCAACACACGGAUAAUGAUACACCAACCUCUUGGAGGAGCUAGUGGGAAAGCCAUAGAGGUUGAGGUUCAGGCCAAAGAGAUUAUGCAUAGUAAGGACAAUGUUAUAAAAAUUAUCUCAGGUUUUACAGGCCGCACAAUUGAGCAAGUUAAAAAAGAUAUUGAUAGAGAUCGUUACAUGUCACCUAUUGAGGGCGUUGAGUAUGGAAUCAUUGAUGGUGUUAUUGACCGAGACUCUAUAAUUCCUCUUGCACCGGUGCCAGAAAAAGUGAAGUCUAGAUUCGAUUACGAGGAGAUGUAUAAAGAUCCUGAGAAAUUUUUGACACCAGAAAUUCCUGAUGACGAGAUAUACUAAAUGAAAUUACUAGUCUUUGCCUUUUGUUUCGAUCAUGUAAUUUUAGACAUCUGAAACUCCAUCUAUUUGAUCCAUGUUCACAAUUGUCUGGGUAAUAGUCAUUAAGAAAUACGUUCUGUUUCUCCUCUAUUUGAUAACUGUUGUAUGUGAUUUAGAUGGCGACUGAGCCUUUAACUGAUUCCAAGCAUAUGCUUCGAAGGUGGUUCUGAUCUCUUUGAUGAAGUUAGUUGGAAAUUCA
This is a messenger RNA of Zingiber officinale, 1225 nucleotides long. RefSeq names its product ATP-dependent Clp protease proteolytic subunit 4, chloroplastic-like. Gene Ontology annotation, biological process: protein quality control for misfolded or incompletely synthesized proteins. The record is from RefSeq and is a predicted model, not a curated record. The coding region runs from base 106 to 987 and encodes 293 amino acids. The transcript has 2 exons. Lineage: Eukaryota; Viridiplantae; Streptophyta; Magnoliopsida; Zingiberales; Zingiberaceae. Gene Ontology annotation, molecular function: serine-type endopeptidase activity; ATPase binding; ATP-dependent peptidase activity. Gene Ontology annotation, cellular component: endopeptidase Clp complex.